This is a messenger RNA of Drosophila simulans, 1422 nucleotides long. RefSeq lists its product as uncharacterized. NCBI's taxonomy places the organism in Eukaryota, Metazoa, Arthropoda, Insecta, Diptera, Drosophilidae. The record is from RefSeq and is a predicted model, not a curated record. The transcript is spliced from 3 exons. The coding region runs from base 62 to 1315 and encodes 417 amino acids.
UCAUAGCGACACGUAUAUAAAUUGAGCACCGCCCGGUAGCCACUUUUCAAACGAUCCCAAGAUGUGUAGCAUUGUGUUCGACGCGGACGUGGUUGCUCCACCCAGCCACCUGGACGUGCCCUUCUUCGAGGAGGUGCUGGAGACAGCCCUGCGAACAGCCAGGGUGCAGUUGCUCUCCAUUCACAUCCGUAUGGGCAGCAGCACGGGCGAGAACUACUGCAGUCAAAUCUACCGAGUGAAAGUUUCGUUCAAGCGCCCUGAUCAUCCGGAGCAGCACAUGGCCUUCAUUGUCAAGAGCAUUCCCCACCUGGACUCGGUGGAGUUCAUUGAUGACCUGCAAGUUUACCUCAAGGAGAAGAUCACCUACUACGAAGUGCUUCCGCGGCUGGAGCUCUUGAUGCAGUGCAACCGAAGAUUCGGACCCAAACUUUACCACUGCCUAAAACAGCCGGAGAACUCCCUUGUGUUCGAAGAUCUGGCGGAGAAGGGCUUUGUGAUGGCUUCGCGGGAGUUGGGCCUAAACGAGGAGCAUUGUCAGCUGGUCAUGGAGCGCUUGGCGGAGUUUCAUGCCACUUCGAUGGCCUUGGCGGUAGUGGAUCCGCACAUCUUCGAUGCAUAUGGCGACGGAAUGCUAUCGCCGAGGGGCUUGGCCAAGGACGAUGGACUACUGAUGCAGUUCUUCUCGGGCAACGGCAAGGAGUUGCACCACCUGGUGAGCACGUGGCCUGGCUUCGAGAAAAUCGCCGAGAAGAUCAGCAAGUACAUGCAAAAUCAGCGGGCCAACUUGGAACGCAGCCAGGCACCGCUGGAAAAAGAGGUGAAGGUACUCAAUCACGGUGACCUAUGGGUGAACAACAUGCUGUUCAAGUACGACGGAGCACAGCGUCCGCAGGACCUCAUCCUCAUCGACUUCCAGUUAAGCGUGUGGGGCAGUCCGGGCAUUGACCUCAACUAUUUCUUCUACACCAGCCUGACGUUGGAGGUACUGCGUCAUCGGCGAACCCAGCUGCUGCGCACCUACCACGCGCGGCUGGCCAAAACGCUGCUCGACCUGGACAUGGGCAUCCCGGUGCCUAGCUACGAGCAAAUCCUGGAGGAGGUUCACCGCCGCGAGUCCUACGGAUUCUUUGCCAGCUACGGCAUUUUCCCCACUGUUAGCCAGGACAAGGCCCAGACGGCCGACAACAACCUGGAGAACUUCAAGGACGCCGAUUUUGCCAAGCAGAAGGUGCGCCAGAUGUUCCAGUCUCGCCGACUGGCGGAUACGCUGCGCUACACGCUACCGCACUUUGAACGCGCUGGAGUCUUGGAUUGAAGUACAAUUGCACUACUAUUAUAUAUGUACCUUUUGAAUAUAUCUAUCCAUAUUAGGAUUUUUACAAAUAUGUAUUUCUAAAUAUAAAAUAUUCAGGUUUAAAGUUU